AUGAUUAUAAAUACUCGAAGUAGAGUAGUUCGAAGACAAUCACCUCCUUUUGGACGUUUAAAAGUACAAAAUGGAAGAUUAAUGAGUGAAAAAGGGAAAAUGAUUCAAUUGAGGGGAAUGUCUUUAUUCCAUAGCAAUUUACAAGAAGGCACUAUAUUUUACAAUGCGGAAACUGUUCGUGCAUUAAAAUGUAGUUGGAGAGCUAAUAUUGUUCGUGCCGCUAUGGGUGUCUAUAUGUUUAGUCCAGGGUACCUUGCAAACAAAAAUAAAGAAAAAGCAAAAAUAAAAGCUGUAGUGGAUGCAGCAAUUGCAAACGGGAUGUAUGUACUUGUUGAUUGGCAUUAUACAAGCGAUGAAAUAUUUGAAGAAGCGGCAAGACAAUUUUUUAAAGAAAUGUCAACAGAAUAUAGAGGGGUUCCGAAUGUUCUUUAUGAAAUUUACAAUGAACCGGUUAAAAAUUCUUGGGAUGUAGUCAAGAGAUAUCAUGAAAAAAUUAUUCAGGCACGUUAUUUAAAGAAUAAUAAAAUAUUUAUUAAAAAUGACAAAAAUAUUUUCGAUUCUUUGACAAGGAGAGGAGAGAGACAUUCAUUCGUAAUUCGAGCAAAUGACAAGGAUGCUAUAAUUAUUUGUGGCACUCCCUGGUACGAUCAAAAAAUUCUAGAUGCGUAUAGUAAUCCAAUUAAAAAUUACAAUAAUAUAAUGUAUACUCUCCAUUUUUAUGCAAGUGAAGGAGGGGCUGAUCAGCUACGUAAAGUUGUGGAAAUAGCACUAAAGAGAAAAUUUCCGAUUUUUGUUACUGAACAUGGUUUAACUUUGGGAACGGGUGAUGGCCCUAUAAACGAAAAACAGACAAAUCUUUGGUGGAAUUUACUUGACAAAUAUGGAAUUUCUUACAUUAACUGGUCUAUAUGUAAUAAAAAAGAAAAUAGCGCUGCUCUAAAGCCUGGAUCUACACCGAAGGAUGUUUGGAAAGAUUCAGCUUUAACCAAUUCUGGAAGAAUUGUUAAAAGAAUGUUAAGAAGUAAAAAUCCAGUUCCAGCUGGAUGUUAG
Messenger RNA from Meloidogyne enterolobii, 1050 nucleotides. NCBI's taxonomy places the organism in Eukaryota, Metazoa, Nematoda, Chromadorea, Rhabditida, Meloidogynidae. The record is from the annotation of a GenBank genome assembly.